Aspergillus candidus is the source of this 2208-nucleotide messenger RNA. RefSeq lists its product as uncharacterized. Lineage: Eukaryota; Fungi; Ascomycota; Eurotiomycetes; Eurotiales; Aspergillaceae. The record is from RefSeq and is a predicted model, not a curated record. Bases 1 to 2208 code for a protein of 735 amino acids. The transcript has 8 exons. Gene Ontology annotation, molecular function: protein binding.
AUGCCGCGACAUACUUGGCUUGCGUUCUCCCUCUGGGUGGCCCUGGCCGACUGCCUGGGGCCGGCAUGGACGGGGACUCAGGUCGACUUGACCGUUCUCAACUGGGACAGGUUGCGCGUGAAUACCAUCCGCGAUACCGUCUACCUCAACGGGGGCUCUCUUUGGUGGCAGAAAGAAUACUCCGACGACCAACCUGACCUGCGCCUAGACAACACCGCGGAAGCAAAUGUCUACUACUUCGGUCUCGGCGAAACUUUUGACACUUCAACCACAAACCUAACGGCUCUGCUCCACGUCAUGCCCACGACCGGAGUUCAAUCGGCCGGCAAUCUCGCCCUGACUUACUUUGACGGCGCCAUGUUUGCCAACGAUGAGCAGUUCUAUCUCUAUGGAGGAAUCACGCGUAAAUUCGACGACGAUCCACCACCUGCCGAAGACUAUACCAUUGGCUACGAGCGUUACGAGUACGACGGGCAUCGCGAGAAAUGGCGUAGUGGGUUCCGCGGCGACAAACUCGACAACGACGUGACAAUGUACGUUUCCAACGGCGCAAGUGUCUCUGCACCGAGCGAAAAUCUAGGGUUCUACUUUAGCGGAAUACAGAGGAAAGAUAGGGGUCCUAUCUACCUUCACGGCAUUCAUGAUAAUAUGACAGAGAUAACCGAGUCGGACACAUUCGUCACGGUUGAUAUGUCCAAGAUGCGAGGCAACAAGUGGGCGAACCACACCUUGCCAGAAUAUGUGGUCGGUCGCGCGAAUGCGGAAGCCGUCUGGGUGCCUGUGUCGGGGAAGGGCAUCGUGGUCAUUCUCGGAGGAGUGAUCAAUCCAGCUGCGUUGGAUGGGUGGUCCACCCCAAGUAAAGAGGACCAGAGCGAAAGUAAGAAAGUGAGCCCAGGGUUUAUGGAGAGCGUCUCUGUGUAUGACGUUGCCGAGAAUAAAUGGUACAUCCAAAAGACCACAGGCGACAUCCCUCCCCAGCUAGCCCGGUUCUGUUCCGUUUAUGCCAGCGCGCCAGACGAUUCCUCGCACAAUAUCUACAUCUACGGCGGCAACAAUGGCACUAGCCCCCUAGAUCCCCCAUCCGAUGACGUGUACGUGCUAUCGCUUCCAUCGUUUGAAUGGAUCAAGCUAUACAGCGGGGUAAAAGAACACGGUCGCACCGGCCACCGCUGCGUGAAGCCGUAUCCGGAUCAGAUGCUCGUGCUGGGGGGUCAGUAUAUGGACGUAACCAAGCCUCUAGGUGGGGGUUUCAUCCAAGUACUCAAUCUCAACACCGGUCGAUUUCAGAAUAAAUACAACUCGGCGCACGAAGAGUAUCGUGUGCCGAAUAUGGUAGCUGGAAGGAUUGGCGGGGGCCCGGCAGGUGGUGCCACCAAAACAUCGCCUUCAUCCUGGACAAAUGACUCUCUCGCCUCCGUCUUCAAAACGAAAUACCCCGGGACGAUAAAGACGUGGUAUCCCUACCCACAAGUCCGCAGCGUCCACGAGAAAAGGGGCACCAAGUUCCCGGGCUGGGCCGGCGCCAUCAUCGGCGUCGUCCUCGGCGUCAUUCUCAUUGCGUGCGCGCUGGCGUUCUGGCUCAUCCGGCGGCGCAGAAAGCAACAGCAAUAUAGAAGCUCGCAUAACCCGAGUAUCAGCGAGCCCGAUACCAGCACCAUGACGCGAGUGGCACGAUGGAUACAAGGCUCCGGCGGAGACUCCGCAGUACCCAAAUCGGGCGACACAGUAUCGACCGAGUAUGGGGCGCAGAGCGAGGGAACAGCCGUCUCGCGAGGAUUUCUGCCUGAGGUUGGGGGAGAGCCUGUUCAUGAACUUCCCCCAGAAACAACCAAAGUCUUCCCCGCCGAGCUGCCCACGCCUUACAACAAGCCGGAUUCUAGCCCCGCGCCGAGUUCCACGGGUGGAGGAUUUCGCUCGCCCGUGUCGCCUGCGACGCCGGGAGAAGAGGGCAGUAACCAAGAGGAAGGGCGUCCAACGCACGGAAGACAGAUGUCCAACGUGUCGAGCGCGCCGUCAAUGUCUAUCGCGGACGUGAUCAGCGAGGACGGGGAGAAGGACACCAAAGGACACGCCAUGAGACCCAGUAUUGUGUCUAAUUUUUCGGAACUGAGUAGCACGCCUUCUUCGUUCUCGGAGCAGGGGACUUGGACUGGACUGGGGAUAAAUGCUGACGGGAAAUUGAGUCCAACCCGGGAGGAUAAGGAAUGA